AUGUCCAAUCUAGCCAAAAUUCCUUGCAGUCAAAGCGACUGGAAAACGAUCGACAUUUUUGUAUUCAACAACGGACAAGAAUUUACGCCACCCAGGAAAUAUCAUCUCCAAAGCGAUGAUCUAAGCUGGUGGAAUACUACGUUGAAGUAUUUAGCUAAAUCACAGUAUGGAUCUUUAUAUUCAAUGAUUGAUUUGUACACGGUAAAAGGAGAGAAAAUAGAAAACCCACUGCGACUAUCCAAUGGAGCUGCUUAUGUUGCUGUGAAGCCAAGAGACUCGUUUGUAGAUACUGGUUAUGAAAAAUAUCUAGUUAAAGCAUCGAGGUCCUGGGAAAAAAGUCAGGCAAGAAGAAAUGGUCGUAUUGAAAAAAAAACAGAUAUAGUUCAACUUAUUAUUUUUACAGAAAAUUAUAUUUCAAAUGACCUCUGUGAAGAACGGAAGAUUGACUCUGACCAGAACGUCAAAAUAAUAAACGAUAGUAAAUACACAACAAAGGUUUAUCUAAAUAACUUAAAAAAUGGAACCAAUACAGGGAAACCAAAUCAAAAUAAAAUAAUAAUGAAGUUAAAACGGGCAAAUCCAGCAUCACGUUUAUUAGCUAAAAAUAACAGUGUAAAUAACAAAAGAGAUGUUUUAAAUAUAUUGAAAAGAAACUCUAAGUUGCCCAUACAAUCCUUUGAAAGGGGUUUCAUACUGGCUAAUUGUAAUAAGAAUCAGGUAAACAAAUUAGGAGCAAUUAAAAACCUCGACAAAAAUAAAGCUGCCGAAGUACCUAUAAUUGACCACAUGUCUACUCAAGAUAAAACUACGUCUACAACACAAUUAAUGAAUAUUAGUAACAAGAGCUUGAUGACAGACGACAAUUUAGCAAAUGAAGAAUAUAACAUUGGAAAAAACAAAUCACAAAAUUUUAACAACAAUAAAAACUUCCAAAUACCAUCUGGACUUGAAAUCGAUAAAGAAGAAAAUGUUGAACACCAUGGAAAAACAAUGGAAAAAUGUAACAGCUUAAAUACAUCAAAUGGCCAAUCGUAUAAAGAAGCUAUUACAGAUCUUAAAGUGGCAUCUACUAGUCUUAUUCUCAGAAAGCCCGACCUUCCUAAUCACAAAUCUAGUAUAGAGAGUGUUAAUGCAGAUUACAAGCCAAAUAUUGAGUAUGUAACUAACGACCCUAGAGCCAAUUUGGAGCCCCUUGAACGUAAAUGUUUAUCGAACAAUCCAACAGCAGUUAUAGAGCAAGGUUCCCAAACUAAUCUGAAUGCAAUUAUUUUUCAAGACACACCGAAAGCUAAUAUGAAUGUUGAAAAAGUAUUAACAGAACAUAAUUCCCAUUUUGUUGUUUGUGAAUAUAUCCUUGCUGUUCCACAGAACUCGAAUGCUUGUUUUUGUGGCAAUAACAAGAAGUAUAUUAUUCUAUUGCCGAGGAAUAAAAAUUUUACUGAAUGUCAAUCUAACAUCUAUGAAGAAUCUCAACAAACUAUGCCAGCCAAAAACUCAGUACAAAAUUUAAAUGAUCUUAAAAAUAAUGAAACAAGCAUACAUCAAAUAAACAUUACUGAGCCCAAAAAUGAAGAUAUACCUACAGAAGAUACACAAGUGAUCAAACAGAAUAACAAAUCAUCUGUAUCUAUUAAUAAUGAAAUACAUUUUAAGGAUACAACCAUGACCGACAAACAUAUUUUUCAAAAUCCUUUAAGUAUAUGUACACAAACUCAAUGGUGUGGUGUAUUGUUGGAAUCUAAAUGUCACGAAGACGGACGAUAUUCAUUACAUUUUCCUGCUUUGGACAUUAUAAAGCGCUUUACAAAUAAAACAUAA
Molecule: messenger RNA, 1818 nt
Organism: Bombyx mandarina (wild silkworm)
Lineage: Eukaryota; Metazoa; Arthropoda; Insecta; Lepidoptera; Bombycidae
Biological process (GO): intracellular signal transduction
Source: RefSeq, a predicted model, not a curated record